UCUUCACCCUCAAAGACACCAUACCUAACAACUCUACUCCUUUAACGCGUCCCCACAAAACUAUAUAUACACACAAAGUGUUAUCACAUCUUAUCAUCUUAUUAUCAAGUGCUAUCCAAUUCUACAUUUGCGGUACUAACAUUCUUGUGUUGCCUGUCAAUGAUUAAUUGCAACGUAUAUGAACGCAUAUUCAAGCGUUUUGAUGAAGAUGGUGAUGGGAAACUCUCUCCUUCGGAGCUUCGACGCUGCGUGGGGACGAUAGGGGAGGAACUACUGACGGAGGAGGCUCAGGAGGUGGUGGAGUCGAUGGAUUCGGACGGGGAUGGGUUGCUGGGAUUGGAGGAAUUUGUGGGGUGGAUGGAGAGAGAGGAUGAAGAGAGAAAGAUGGAGGAGUUGAGAGAGGCCUUUGGGAUGUACGAGAUGGAUGGGAGUGGGUGUAUCACUCCCAAGAGCUUGAAGAGGAUGCUGAGCAGAUUGGGGGAGUCACGAAGUGUGGAGGAGUGCAGUGUUAUGAUCAGGCAAUUUGAUGUAAAUGGGGAUGGGGUUCUGGGCUUUGAUGAGUUCAAGCUCAUGAUGCUGUGAUGCUUCUUAAGAAAAAGUGAAUGUGCUAUUCUUUUUAGGUAGAAAAAGAUUGAUUUGUAAACCAAGAUUCUUUCUACAUAAAACAGAGGAAUCUAUUCAUUCAUUCAUUCAUUUAUUUAUAUUUGCGAAGUUAAUGAGUCUAAA
Messenger RNA from Vitis vinifera (wine grape), 726 nucleotides. Its product is annotated as probable calcium-binding protein CML31. The record is from RefSeq and is a predicted model, not a curated record. The coding region runs from base 160 to 582 and encodes 140 amino acids. The transcript has a single exon. NCBI's taxonomy places the organism in Eukaryota, Viridiplantae, Streptophyta, Magnoliopsida, Vitales, Vitaceae. Gene Ontology annotation, molecular function: calcium ion binding.